Molecule: messenger RNA, 5697 nt
Organism: Rhinocladiella mackenziei CBS 650.93
Lineage: Eukaryota; Fungi; Ascomycota; Eurotiomycetes; Chaetothyriales; Herpotrichiellaceae
Exons: 1
Coding region: 1-5697 (1898 amino acids)
Biological process (GO): Golgi organization; autophagy; COPII vesicle coat assembly
Cellular component (GO): endoplasmic reticulum exit site; ER to Golgi transport vesicle membrane
Source: RefSeq, a predicted model, not a curated record
AUGGAGACCGCCAGUCAUAUGAAUAAUGCCUCCUCAGAAACGUCUGAUGCUGUGCGAUCAGGCCACUGGCUGCCCGCCUUGCGACCGGAUUUCCUUGACAAAUCUCGCGAUGAUUCCCAUCCUGCGGCUAUGGCAGAGUCGGAGUCAAGAGCACUGGGCAAUGGAGAGAAUCACAUGGGACUUCCAACAUCAGACUCAGCAAACAAUACUACGGAGGGGACCUCGAUGAAAGAUACAUCCGCAACAUCAGCGAUGCAGGAAGAUCACAUAUCGGCGUUGAAACGUAACGCGAGUGAUUCCGCAGAUACAGGCCGGCAGUGGCCCUCACAACCUGCCGACACAACUUCUAGGACCGAUGAGCUGCCCUCAGAUAAUGACGAUGAGCGCCUGGAUCCUGCUUGGGGAAUCAAGCGCCUGGAUUCCGCCCAUAUCUUAGCCCAGGUCCACCGUUCGACAACCUUCCCAGAAUUUUCUGCACCAGAACCUUUGAACCCUCCUCCUAAUGUCGAUGCGCCUAAAAGGGAGCAUGAUAUACAAAUGGCGAAUGGCACAACAGAAUCCGCCGCUGCCACAGAGCAUGAAAGCAUUGCAGCAGAGCCUAAAACUUUGAACUGGAUGGAUGAUGACCAUGAUGGAACCCGAGAUCCUCCCUCAUGGACAAUACCAGAACAAGCAGAUAUAAUUGACGACGAGGCUCAACGAUUCGAUGAAGGUGUACCUCUAAUUCAGGCUGAAGGAAAAGUUCCGCAAGACCAUGACGAUGCCAAUGUGCAGUCCUCAGUCAAUCCCUUCGAAACAGAACCGGAUGAUGAAGAAACUAGCUUCUUCUCGAAGAUGAACGGUGCCACUGGUGAAGGUCCCGAGAGCCCGUCUCUGGGGAGAAAGUCUACUGCUCAGGUCCUAAGGUCAUUGGACUUCUCGGCCAAGGAUGCGCCAGAGUCCCCAGCCGUGACGGCCCCGACUGAGCCUUCAUUUUAUGAUGAGUUGGCUAAUGCACACGUGCCUGACAAUGAAGCGUCAAAAGGGCCGGAGAAGGAGGAUGUGGACUCAAUGUGGGCUGCUGCACUUGGUGACGACGAAUUCCUCGUCGAGGACGCCGAUGACCUUCUUCCGGACUCGGAGCCUAGCUCUCCCUCCUCUUUCCUUGCUUCUCUGAAAGAAACAUCAACAUUACCGGAUGACAAACUCGAUGGAUCAAGCACACAAGUGUCGUCGGGCACUACCAGCCAACAGAACCAAGGUCAAACACAAAAUACAGGCAAUCCAUACGCACCACAUCAACCAUCUACUUCGGACAUGGUCCAAUUGUCUCCAACGGGUCUUACCACGCACAACAAUGUUGGUAUCUCACGACCUGGACUGGCCCCUAUGAGCUCAUUUCAAGCACAUAUACAGCAGAGACCACCACCUCCUCAACCAGUUCAAAGCUUUGUGGACCAGGCAAAAGACGGUUACAAAUCCCCUUAUGAUUUACCUGUGGACAUCGCGAAACCAAGGAAGAGAGCCCACGUCCCUCAACCUGUCCAGACUACGAAAACGGUCGCGCCUCCACCAAGAAGUAGCAGUUUGUCUGAAAAACCACUCCAGUCCCCUUUCACCCCAAACGUUCGACCAUCAUCAGGAUCAGGGCUCAUGCCACCUCCCGCGCCGUUGCCAGCCAUUCAAUCUCGGAGCGCAUCGGCUUUCGCACCGGCCACAAAAGCUGACGUGCCGAAGUUCGGAUCCUCAAGUUUCUUUGAAGAAUUGCCUGUGAGCUCAAGACCGCGGCCACCUCCUGGUCACGGUCGCUAUACCCCACAACAAACCACCGUCUCACCACCCCAGCCGCUACACCUAAGUCCUCCCAGCGUCACACCUUCCCCCCCACGAGAGCGACCGUCUGCUCCUCAGGCAUCAGAUCCGUUCGCUCAAUAUCAAUUGAGAGCACCCGAGCGACUAGAUCCAUAUGCAAAUGUGCCACUUCAACCGCCCCCUACCGUACCAGCAGCUUCGACCACGAGAUACUCACCGGCACCUGCCACAUCAACGCUCGGCGCAAGAACAGGACCAUCUCCGCGAUAUUCGCCAGCACCACCACCCCAGCCUGUAUCUUCAGACCGAUAUGCGUCGCAGUCAACAUCACCUGCUGGUCCAUCUCAAGCUACACCACCGAUGCCCAACAGAUACGCAGCACAGCCCCCGUCUAAUGCCCCACCAGCUGCAAGCAUUCUCCCCUUUCAGCCUCGCACAUCAAGUCCUCUUGCACUCCACAAAAGCUCGAUUGACAAAAGUGCAAGUGAUGUUACACUUUCGAUGGCACAAGCCCCCAGAACUGGUGCACCGCCUCGCCAAGCGUCAUCCGCUGGGCUUGUAUCCUCCCAAUCAGUGAUUACUCCUGAAGGUCAAAGUUUUGCAGAUCCGGACAUUCAUACUUCACCUCCCAAACGUCCAGGCACAGAACGACUACCAGGUCCACGCCGAUCCCAAACGCAGUCUCCUUCCAAACAGCGUCCUCAGCCGGCCUUCACCACCUAUCCCAACGAUGUUAUGAAUCGGUCUACUUCUGUGUAUGGUCAACCAGCAACAAACAGAAACUUUUCGCAGUUGGAGACUGUGCCACCUACAAGGUUAAACGUUCAUGCCAGAGGACUGGCGCCUGAACUUGAUUUUGUGCGUCCUGUUGAUGAUACUCAAUUUGACCCGUUGGAACGCUGGAAAGGCGCUCCAAUAUUCACCUUUGGUUUCGGCGGCUCUAUACUGAGCACCUUUCCUAAACAUGUGCCGAGGUACGCUGCAGGCGCAGCAAGACCCCAAAUUAAAUCCGCGGCAGGCGAAGUGUCGAUCCGAAGCGUGAAAGACGUUCUUCCUCAGUCCGAGACGCUAAACAGUUUCCCUGGCCCAUUGCGAUCAAAAUCAAAGAAGAAAGAAGUGCUAUCUUGGAUGUCGACCUAUAUAUCUGAACUUGAGUCAUACAUGCCCAACGCUAUGCCAACCCAGACUCUUUCAGAUCCAGGAAGACGUCACCAUGAGAAGAUAUUACUCUGGAGGAUUGUUCGCUGCAUGGUGGAACAUGAUGGUGUCAUUGAUGGUCCCGCCUUGAAAGCUAUGAAUGUGAUCCUUUCGCCCGAAAUUCAUGCCUUGGAUGAAUCGACUGCAACCCAAUAUCGCGUAGACGAGCAAUUCUCAGGCAUCUAUCGUCCGUCGGGUGCUAAUGCACAACCGGACUCUAUAGAUCCGAUGGCAAUUGAAAUGCUCCGAAAGCGUCUUCUCAGCGGAGACCGACAAGCAGCAGUGAUUCAUGCCAUGGACAACCGACUAUGGUCUCACGCCUUGAUUAUCUCUUCGACUAUGGACUUGCCGGUGUGGAACCAAGUAGUACGGGAGUUUGUUCGUCAAGAAGUCAAGACUGUUGGAGCCAACGCCGAACCUUUGUCAGCGUUGUACGAGAUCUUUGGUGGCAAUCUCGAAGAAAGUGUCGAUGAACUAGUUCCGCCUUCUGCCCGUGCGGGAUUGCAAAUGGUAAGCAAGGUCGACGUUGGCGAACCGACCAAGAAUGCUCUCGAUGGUCUCAAUCGGUGGAAGGAGACACUAAGCCUUGUCUUGAACAAUCGUUGUCAAGGCGACCAUCAAGCUUUGGCAAUACUGGGCAAAUUGCUUGAAGAUUACGACCGCAUCGAAGCGGCCCAUAUCUGUUACCUUUUCUCGAGAAACCCGGCGAGACCAAUCAUCUUUGGUGGGGUUGACGAUGAACAGACACCCAUUGUUCUACUCGGCGCUAAUCACAGAUCCCAACCGUUUGAUUUUGGUCGCGACCAAGAGGCUAUUUUGCUUACCGAGAUCUAUGAAUUUGCAUCCAGUAUUCUUGCAGCGGGAUCUCCAAUUGCCUAUAUGCCGCAUCUUUCUGUGUACAAAUUGCAACGAGCAACAGAUUUGGCAGAAAGGGGCCUGAAAUUGGAGGCACAAUCUUAUUGUGAUGCAAUUACAGCAACAUUCAAGUCUAGCACGAAGAUGUCACCAUACUAUCAUCCUCUAUUCCUAUCCGGACUGGAUGAUCUAUCAAACCGACUAAAACAAGUACCGAUUCAGGGAAGCUCAUCUUGGAUUGGAAAGCCGAGCCUUGAGAAAGUGUCCGGUUCGAUGUGGACUAAAUUUAGCAGCUUUGUCGUGGGUGAAGACAGCGAUGCAGAAUCAAAAGCCUCAGGGAAAGAUGUGGCCGAACCAGUUCCGUUUGCUAAUGUCGCCGGCACUCCUUCGAUCAGCAGAUCAGGUUCCCAGUCUGACCUGUAUGGAUCAUACCCGCAAAGUGCCCCUGUGACUGUCGCGGGAUCCAGAUAUGCUCCCAAUGGAGUGCAGUCCUCUCGGUCCUCCUCUGAGCUAGUCCGGGGACAGUCCUCCCUUGAUUUUCAGAGAUCACCACCAUCAACCUCUUACUCCCAAGGCAGUCGUCAAUAUGGCCCAGUGAACAUGUUUCAGCCGGGGCAAGUAGCUCCGCUACCGAAUCCUUAUCGGUCAUUCGCUACACCUUCACCGUCGACCUCUUACCCUCAAAGUCCCCCGAGGUCAACGUACAUGCCAAAAAAUGCUAUCCAAUCCACACCGCCAAAUACGUCCCCAACGAAUCACGAAACUUAUGCACCGAGCUCAUCGUUUGGACAACCCCAACAAUCCGAUGGCGGUACCCCUGCGCAGAUGCCGGACUCCCAAAGCCAGGAGCAAUCGGUAGCAUAUGGUGGCUACGAACCACCACGGCAGGAUCCGACACCGCCUGAGCAGAAUGACGAUCGUGAUGUAGGAUAUGAACCUUCUUCUCAAUCUUAUGGCUAUGAGCCCCCCAUUAGCACCGGCUAUGUCCCUUACGUCCCUGAGCCCGAAUCGCCCGAAGAUGGCCCGAAUGAAGAGAAACCUAAAAAGAAAUCAUUCAUAGAUGACGAUGAUGACGAUUUCCCUCGAACCUCGUCUCAGGCUCCACCAUCCGAAUCCAAACGCUCGGUUGAUGAAGACGAAGCUGCACGUAGACGUGCAAACGAUGCGGUUGCGGACGCUGCCUUCCGUGCAGCGGCAGAAGCAGAUGCCGCGAGGGAUAAGGAAAAGGCUCAAUCCAAGAGAUCUUCAUCAUGGUUUAGUGGAUGGUUAGGAGGCAAAAAAGCAGCAGAUGGCCUCGAUGCGGGUUCAGGCAAAGGGUCCGAGCCAAAGGUUUACCGGGCCAACCUUGGCGAAUCAAAAAUGAAGCUGUAUUACGAUAAGGAGUUGGGUAAAUGGGUAAACCCGGACAACCCAGACGCAGCAAAGAAGACUGCAACCCCUCCACCACCAAGAAUGGGCAGCACUCCUGCUCCUCAGGUGAGUUCUGGUGGACCUCCUAGAGCUCCUAACUCUGGCCCGACCUCCCACCCAAGUCUACCAAACUUUAGUACGGGCCCUCCAUCUGCACCGUCCAGCCGAGCAGGAACACCGGCUAGCGGUUCUGGCCUACCUCCUGUGCCAUCACCCCUUCCAGGCGUCUCUGGCCCGCCAAGUGGCUCUGGUACCCCCCCACCAGCCCCAACUUCAGCUCCUGGUCUUGUUCCACCGCCUGGACUGGUCUCUCGGCCGGGUACGGCGAUGAGCAAUUCCAGCAGCAUUGACGAUCUCAUCGGGCCAGCGACUGGACGGAAAGGUCCAAAGGGAGGAAAGAAGGGAGCGAAAUCUGGCCGCUACGUCGACGUCAUGACCAAAUGA